This is a messenger RNA of Eufriesea mexicana, 3545 nucleotides long. It is a transcript of the gene ValRS, whose product is annotated as Valyl-tRNA synthetase. The coding region runs from base 1 to 3468 and encodes 1155 amino acids. Gene Ontology annotation, biological process: valyl-tRNA aminoacylation. Gene Ontology annotation, molecular function: aminoacyl-tRNA deacylase activity; valine-tRNA ligase activity; ATP binding. Lineage: Eukaryota; Metazoa; Arthropoda; Insecta; Hymenoptera; Apidae. The transcript has 18 exons. Gene Ontology annotation, cellular component: cytosol. The record is from RefSeq and is a predicted model, not a curated record.
AUGAUUGAUAUUAAAACCGAUGAAAUUAACAGAGAGACUGAAGUCUUACAGAAAAGUGCAAAACAAUUACAGAAAGAAGCAAAAAAACAAGCAAAGUUAGAAAAAUUUAAACAAAAACAAGAAAAGAAAGGAAAUGAUAAAACUUUAAAAGUAAAAGAAAAGAACGAAAAUAUUGAAAAGAAGAAAGAAUGCAAAGAAUCAGCAGUAUAUAUGGUAAAUACACCUAUAGGAGACAAAAAAGAUGUUACAUGUGCAAUGCCAGAUGCAUAUAGUCCAAAAUAUGUUGAGGCUGCAUGGUAUGCAUGGUGGGAAAAAGAGGGUUUUUUUAAACCUGAAUAUGGUGGAAAGAAUAUAUUAAAAAUAAAUCCUAAGGGGAAGUUUGUUAUGAUAAUACCACCUCCCAAUGUGACUGGAUUUCUUCAUCUAGGACAUGCCUUAACUAAUGCUAUAGAAGAUGCUAUUACUAGAUGGAAUCGUAUGAAAGGACUUACAACAUUAUGGAAUCCCGGUUGUGAUCAUGCAGGUAUAGCUACUCAGGUGGUAGUUGAAAAGAAACUUUGGAAAGAAGAACAUAAAACACGUUAUGAUAUAGGAAGAGAAAAGUUUAUAGAAAAAGUUUGGAAGUGGAAAGAAGAGAAAGGAAACAGAAUUUAUUUACAAUUGAGGAAAUUAGGUGGGUCAUUUGAUUGGGAUAGAGUUUGUUUUACAAUGGAUCCAAAACUGUGUUAUGCUGUUAGAGAAGCAUUUAUAAGAUUACAUGAUGAGGGUGUAAUUUAUAGAAGUAAUAGAUUAGUCAAUUGGUCUUGUGCAUUAAAAAGUGCUAUAUCUGAUAUAGAAGUUGAUAAACUUGAAUUAACUGGUCGAACGUUACUUUCAAUUCCUGGAUAUCAAGAAAAAAUAGAAUUUGGAGUUUUAGUACUAUUUGCUUAUGAAGUAAUUAAUUCUGAACAAAAGAUAGCAAUAGCUACUACUCGUAUUGAAACAAUGCUUGGGGAUACAGCUGUUGCUGUUCAUCCAAAAGAUACUAGGUAUACUCAUCUUAUUGGAAAAUAUGUACAACAUCCAUUUUGUGAUAGAAAAUUACCAAUUAUAGCUGAUGAAUUUGUUGAAAUGGAAUUUGGGACAGGAGUUGUAAAAAUUACACCAGCACAUGAUCCUAAUGACUAUGAAGUAGGGAAAAGACAUAAUUUACCAUUUAUCACUAUUUUUGAUGAGAAUGGGAAUAUUAUUGGAGAUUAUGGACAAUUUACGGGAAUGAAACGAUUCCAUGCCAGAGCAGCUAUAAUAAAAGAAUUAAUUGCAAGGAAUUUGUUUAUUGAGAUUAAAGAUAAUCCUAUGAUGGUUCCAAUAUGUAGUAGAUCUAAGGAUGUUAUUGAACCAUUAAUGAAACCUCAAUGGUACAUAAAAUGUAAUGAAAUGGCCGAAAGAGCAUUAGAUGCAGUGAAAACUGGUGAAUUAAAAAUUAUUCCUGAUCAAUAUAAGAAAAUUUGGUACCAUUGGAUGGAAAACAUAAGAGAUUGGUGUAUAUCUCGUCAAUUAUGGUGGGGUCAUCGUAUUCCUGCUUAUUGUGUUAAAAUAAAUAAUAUAAAUGUUAAUAUCAAGCUAGAUGAUGAUUAUUGGAUAAGUGCGCAUUCGGAAAGUGAAGCUAAGGAGAAAGUUGUAAAACAGUUAGGUAUAACUGAAGAUAACAUUAUUGUUGAACAAGAUCCUGAUGUACUGGAUACAUGGUUUUCUUCGGGUUUAUUUCCAUUUUCGAUAUUUGGAUGGCCAGAUAAGACAAAUGAACUUGCAGCUUUUUAUCCUGGUACAUUAUUAGAAACUGGCCAUGAUAUUUUAUUUUUCUGGGUAGCAAGAAUGGUUUUUUUAGGUCAAAAAUUAUUAGGAAAAUUACCAUUUAAAGAAGUAUAUUUACAUGCUAUGGUCCGAGAUGCUCAUGGCAGAAAAAUGAGCAAAUCCCUGGGAAAUGUAAUAGAUCCUAUGGAUGUAAUUAAUGGAAUAUCAUUAGAGGAUCUUCAUAAGCAAUUAUUAAAUUCAAAUUUAGAUUCAAAAGAGCUUAAUUAUGCUAUGGAGGGACAAAAACGCGAUUAUCCUCAAGGAAUUCCAGAAUGUGGAACUGAUGCUUUAAGAUUUGCACUUUGCGCUUAUACAAUGCAAGGUCGUGAUAUUAAUCUUGACAUUCUUCGCGUACAAGGAUAUCGAUUUUUCUGCAAUAAAAUAUGGAACGCUAUGAAAUUCUCUUUGAUGUAUCUGGAUCCUAAUUUCGAUUAUGAUGAAGAUAUUCAAGCGGCAAGUAAUGAUAUUCAGAAUGAUAAUAUGGUAACUGAAAAUGAUUGGUAUCAAAACACAUUAAAGGAAAUGUGUGUACAGGGCGCAUUAAAUAAUUAUUUAGCAGAUUAUCCUUAUUUAGAUGGAUAUAGCCCUUCGCAAAUUGAUACGAAAGUUUACCAAACUUUUAUCAAAUUAGGUAUUGAUUUAACAAACUAUCCUCAUUUAUAUCGUUGGUAUAAGCAUAUGACAUCUUAUAGUGAACAAGAACAAUCUGCAUUUCGUGCAGAAGAAAGUAAAAUAUUAUCUCAUUGUGGUUGUAAAAUAUUUGAUUACAAUAAUAGGAGGAAACAGUUACGUUGUGAGACGAAUGUAAACUUUUGGAUGCUUUCUCGUGUAAGUUUUGCUGUAAAAGUCUGUAACGAAGCAAUGACGCAAUAUGAUUUUCCAACCGCCACCACUGCUUGUUAUAAUUUGUGGUUAUAUGAUUUAUGCGAUAUUUAUUUGGAGUAUUUAAAACCAGUAUUUCAAAGUAACGAUAAUAAAAGAAAAUAUGCAGCGAGAAAAACCUUAUUUAAAACACUAGAUGUAGGGCUAAGAUUGUUGAGUCCUUUCAUGCCAUAUAUUACAGAAGAACUUUAUCAACGUUUACCUCGCAAAAAACAUCUUUAUCCCAGUAUUUGUGUUAGUCAAUAUCCAGACAUUUCAGAGUGUUGCUGGAGAAAUGAGGAAAUAGAGAAAGACGUUGAUUUUGUUAAUAAAAUAAUAAAAAAUAUUCGAUCAGCGCGUGCAACGUAUAAUUUACCGAACAAAGUAAAGACUGCAGCAUUUCUUGUAUGUAGUAAUAACAACUUGAAAAAAAAGCUUCUAGAAUAUCAAUCACUGAUAGAAAUUCUCGCUUAUUCUACACUUAAUUCAAUGGAACCACCAACAGGAUGUGCUAUUGUUACUAUCACAGAUACAGUUCAAGUGCAUCUACUUUUAAAAGGUUUGAUUGAUCCAAAGAAGGAGCUAGAAAAACUUAGCAAAAAGGAAGAGCAGUUAAAGGAUAAUAUUCACAAAACCAAACAAGCUAUGGAAGUUCCUGAUUAUAAUGUUAAAGUACCUUUGGAUGUACAAAAUAGUAACAAAGAAAAACUAACAAACAACGAACGGGAAUUGCAACAAAUCACCGAUGCAUUAUCAGCGUUACGAGCAAUGUAAUACUUAAUUAAAAUUGUUUAGGUUUCAGAAUUUCAUUUGUCCAUUAUCUUCUUAUUUAUUAAAUAAUAUUUUAUCAA